UCUGCCAUCUUCAACUUUCAGAGUCUACUGACUGUAGUCUUGCUGCUUAUAUGUACCUGUGCCUAUAUCAGAUCCUUGGCUCCCAGCUUACUGGACAAAAAUAAAACUGGACUACUGGGAAUAUUCUGGAAGUGCGCCAGGAUUGGUGAACGGAAGAGUCCUUAUGUGGCUGUGUGCUGUGUCAUGAUGGCCUUCAGCAUUCUGUUUCUGCAAUAG
Apaloderma vittatum (bar-tailed trogon) is the source of this 216-nucleotide messenger RNA. RefSeq names its product transmembrane protein 167A (gene TMEM167A). Gene Ontology annotation, biological process: intracellular transport; protein secretion. Lineage: Eukaryota; Metazoa; Chordata; Aves; Trogoniformes; Trogonidae. The record is from RefSeq and is a predicted model, not a curated record. The transcript is spliced from 3 exons. The annotation marks the transcript as partial.